Molecule: messenger RNA, 1623 nt
Organism: Yarrowia lipolytica CLIB122
Lineage: Eukaryota; Fungi; Ascomycota; Dipodascomycetes; Dipodascales
Biological process (GO): xylulose metabolic process; D-xylose metabolic process; phosphorylation
Cellular component (GO): cytosol
Molecular function (GO): D-xylulokinase activity
Source: RefSeq, a predicted model, not a curated record
AUGUAUCUCGGACUGGAUCUUUCGACUCAACAGCUCAAGGGCAUCAUUCUGGACACAAAAACGCUGGACACGGUCACACAAGUCCAUGUGGACUUUGAGGACGACUUGCCGCAGUUCAACACCGAAAAGGGCGUCUUUCACAGCUCUACAGUGGCCGGAGAAAUCAAUGCUCCUGUGGCAAUGUGGGGGGCAGCUGUGGACUUGCUGAUAGAGCGUCUGUCAAAGGAAAUAGACCUUUCCACGAUCAAGUUUGUGUCGGGCUCGUGCCAGCAACACGGCUCUGUUUAUCUCAACAGCAGCUACAAGGAGGGCCUGGGUUCUCUGGACAAACACAAAGACUUGUCUACAGGAGUGUCAUCCUUACUGGCGCUCGAAGUCAGCCCCAAUUGGCAGGAUGCAAGCACGGAGAAGGAGUGUGCGCAGUUUGAGGCUGCAGUCGGCGGUCCCGAGCAGCUGGCUGAGAUCACUGGCUCUCGAGCACAUACUCGUUUCACCGGGCCCCAGAUUCUCAAGGUCAAGGAACGCAACCCCAAGGUAUUCAAGGCCACGUCACGGGUCCAGCUCAUAUCCAACUUUCUAGCAUCUCUGUUUGCCGGCAAGGCGUGCCCCUUUGAUCUUGCUGACGCCUGUGGAAUGAAUCUGUGGGACAUCCAGAAUGGCCAGUGGUGCAAGAAACUCACAGAUCUCAUCACCGAUGACACCCACUCGGUCGAGUCCCUCCUUGGAGACGUGGAAACAGACCCCAAGGCUCUACUGGGCAAAAUCUCGCCCUAUUUCGUCUCCAAGGGCUUCUCUCCCUCUUGUCAGGUGGCACAGUUCACAGGCGACAACCCAGGCACUAUGCUGGCUCUCCCCUUACAGGCCAAUGACGUGAUUGUGUCUUUGGGAACAUCUACGACCGCCCUCGUCGUAACAAACAAGUACAUGCCCGACCCCGGAUACCAUGUGUUCAACCACCCCAUGGAGGGAUACAUGGGCAUGCUGUGCUACUGCAACGGAGGUCUAGCACGAGAGAAGAUCCGAGACGAGCUUGGAGGCUGGGACGAGUUUAAUGAGGCGGCCGAGACCACCAACACAGUGUCUGCUGACGAUGUCCAUGUUGGCAUCUACUUUCCACUACGAGAAAUCCUUCCUCGAGCAGGUCCCUUUGAACGACGUUUCAUCUACAACAGACAAAGUGAACAGCUUACAGAGAUGGCUUCUCCAGAGGACUCACUGGCAACCGAACACAAACCGCAGGCUCAAAAUCUCAAGGACACGUGGCCGCCACAAAUGGACGCCACUGCCAUCAUUCAAAGCCAGGCCCUCAGUAUCAAAAUGAGACUCCAACGCAUGAUGCAUGGCGAUAUUGGAAAGGUGUAUUUUGUGGGAGGCGCCUCGGUCAACACUGCUAUCUGCAGCGUAAUGUCUGCCAUCUUAAAACCAACAAAGGGCGCUUGGAGAUGUGGUCUGGAAAUGGCAAACGCUUGUGCCAUUGGAAGUGCCCAUCACGCCUGGCUUUGCGACCCCAACAAGACAGGCCAGGUACAGGUUCACGAAGAAGAGGUCAAAUACAAGAAUGUGGACACAGACGUGCUACUCAAGGCGUUCAAGCUGGCCGAAAACGCCUGCCUGGAGAAAUAA